Mesorhabditis belari is the source of this 951-nucleotide messenger RNA. Lineage: Eukaryota; Metazoa; Nematoda; Chromadorea; Rhabditida; Rhabditidae. The record is from the annotation of a GenBank genome assembly.
AUGGCUUGCAGUCAAUCAAGCAAAUUCUUCCCAAUUUUGAACAAUGUAGCUCUUCCGAAAGACAGUUUAAAAGACAAGCUAGCUCUUGUCACUGGUGGAGGGACUGGACUCGGCAGGGCUAUUGCUAAAACUUUUGCUUCUCUUGGUGCAAGAGUGAUCAUCGCUUCACGAAGACAAGACGUUCUUCAAACAGCAGCCACGGAAAUCGAGCGAGAAAUCGGAGCCAAGGCUGGAUCAAUUCUUGUGUGUCAGCUCGACGUAAAAAACCCUGAUGCUAUCAAGACAACUAUUGACACUAUUGAAGAAAAGACUGGAAGAUUACCAAACAUCAUCGUCAACAAUGCUGCUGGAAAUUUUGUGUCGGCUACAGAAAGGCUUUCUCCAAAUGCUGUGAAAGCAGUCGUUGAGACCGUAAUGCUUGGAACAAUGUAUGUAACAUUGGAAAUCGCAAAAAGGGCAAUCAAAAGAGGUGAAGGAGGAACAGUGCUCUCAAUCACAACUCCCUAUGCAAGGCAUGGUGGUCCAUUUACCGUUCCAUCCGCGAUUGCUAAAGCCGGUGUUGAAAAUAUGACAAGAUCGCUGUCUACAGAAUGGGCUAAAUAUGGAUGGCGAUUCAACGUUAUCGCGCCAGGGCCAAUUCCAACUGAAGGAGCAUUCGGUCGUUUGAACCCUGGUUCGAUGGAAGAUGGGGUCAAAGCAGCUGCCGCGACGGUCCCAGUUGGAAGGACUGGGACACCAGAAGAGUUGGCCAAUUUGACUUCAUACAUCUGCUCGGAUUACUCUAGUUGGCUGAAUGGAGCGUUUAUUGACUUUGAUGGGGGACAACAAUGGUUCAAUCACGGCAGUUCGAUCGCAGCACGCGCUCUUCACGAUCUUUCCGAGAAAGACUGGGAUGAAGUUGAGGAGCUUAUCCGCGGCCGUACCGGCAAAACAAAGUCCAAAAGCAAAUUG